Molecule: messenger RNA, 1110 nt
Organism: Rhizoctonia solani
Lineage: Eukaryota; Fungi; Basidiomycota; Agaricomycetes; Cantharellales; Ceratobasidiaceae
Product: peptidase inhibitor i9
Exons: 8
Coding region: 1-1110 (369 amino acids)
Biological process (GO): proteolysis
Molecular function (GO): serine-type endopeptidase activity
Source: RefSeq, a predicted model, not a curated record
AUGCUUUCAAGACCGUUAAUCCUACUAUUAUCUGUCGUCUGUUCGGGAGUACUCGCGACACCAACGGCCACUAAGAUUCCAAUCCUGAAGCACGCGGGCAAGGUAAAAGAAAAUUCAUAUAUCAUACAAUUGAAGUCGGAAGCAUCAAAAUCUGCCCACUUAUCCCGCCUACCUAAAUCCGGAUUGGAUAUAAGUUACACUUAUGACCAAGUCUUUCAUGGCUAUGCUGCUAGGCUCGACUCUAAUACAUUGGAAUACAUUCAGCAAUCGAACGAUGUAGCUGCCAUAUUCGAGGAUGGAAUCAUAACAACGGAUAUGGCCCAGCCUAUCUUAAAGUCGGAUAACACAGGUCCGUUAUCUCGAUCAAAGCCUAACUUGGAAAAUAUUAGGCAGGCAAAUCCGGCGGAUGUAGAUGUCUACGAUAUCGGAACUGGCAUAUACACGGCACAUACGGCAUUUGGUAGUCGGGCUCAUUGGGGAGCUACCUUUGGUGGUUAUAAGAAUGCCGAUGGUAAUGGCUUCAGUACAUGUAUAGCAGGAAUUGCUGUGGGCGCCACUUAUGGGGUGGCUACUCAGGCAAACGUUUAUGCAGUUAAAGCACUAUCGGACGCAGGAUCAGGAACAAUCUCCGACUUGGUCGCAGCUAUAAACUGGGUUAUCUCAGCAGUAGCAACUUCUGGUCGACCAUCUCUGAUCAUGCUGAGUGCUGUUGUCUCGGCUAAUUCUGCUUUGGAUACCGCAGCGGUCUCCGCGAUCAAUAGCGGAAUUCACUUCAUCGUCCCCGUGCCCUUAUCGAGUUUGGAUCCAGUGAAUAACAGUCCAGCACGUGUACCUGCCGUUAUUACCGUUGGGAUUGAGGGACAGCGAUAUUCGUCGAUAACAGAUGUAUGUUCAAAAGGGACUGCAGUCACAUGUCCCUCAACCGAAGGUCCCACAGCCACCAGGAUGCUCAGUAGCUCAGCCGUACCCAUGGCACGCGUGGCGGGUAUCGUCGCAGCUGUUAUUGGAACCUAUGGCAAUUCAUCGCCUGCUUCAAUCGCAGCUCAGUUGCGGGCCCACGCAUCCAAGUCAAAUUUCAAUGUGUGCCCCGUCAUAAAUGACCGUUGGUAA